AAACACGUGGCUUUAUAAAUGAGAGGCGAGCUGACAGGAAUUCCCAUAAAAGCCACCAAAGCCAUCAUCUAGAACACCAACCGUCGUCCGGACCACAACAAAAUUAUUGCGCAGCCAUUUUGAAAUUUUGAAAUUUGAACCGGACUGAAGUCGGUUGUGUUCAUUCGCUGCUGCGGAAUGUUCUUAUUGCUGUUUUCUCUUGUGACGCUGAUUCAUGUUGUUGUGCCCCAUGGGAGGAUAAUAGACCCCCCGGGGAGAUCGACCAUGUGGAGGUAUGGCUUCGACACACCCCAAAACUACGACGACAAUGCCCUUUUCUGCGGUGGUCGCGCGCACCAGUGGGAGCAUAUGAACGGCCUGUGUGGGCUCUGUGGUGACCCCUAUGACCAACGACCUCGACCUCACGAAGCUGGCGGCAAAUACGCCAAGGGCAUCGUGACCGAGACCUUUCUCCAAGGGCAGAUAAUCAACGUAAAGAUCGAGGUGACUGCUAAUCACGGUGGCGUCUUUGCGUUCCGCCUGUGUCCCCUACUCUGGUACAUGGGCGAGGCCAAUGAGCCGUGCUUUGAGCGGAACCAACUUCGACUUGUUGACGGGAGCAGCAAGUUCAUCAUCCCUCCCCCAGCUGUAGCCCGGGUGUACUCCAUCCCCCUAGUGCUCCCACAGGGCGUCAUCUGUACCAGGUGCGUCAUCCAGUGGACGUGGACGACAGCCAACUCGUGGGGUUGUGACGACAACACAGAGUGCUGCAUUGGGUGUGGUCCCCAGGAGCAGUUUGUCAACUGUGCAGACAUCGCAAUCAUCCCCGUCAGACAGGGCCAACGAUUCCGACCGCCGAUGCCAGUAAAGCCAACCCCUACCCGUGUGGUUCAGAGGGACAAGAAGAUCGUGGUAUACGGCUCCGACGGUAAACCUGUGCCCACCCCAGGGCCCGCAAGACGACCAAUCGACACCAAGCCAGCCCCAGUCAACAGUCAGUACCAGCAAUGGCAAAAUCCUAGUUCAGGGCCUCAGCCUUACAGACCUCCGAGGCCUGCUCUACCGCACGUGUAUAACUCGUAUAUCCCCAAACAGCCUCAGAUACAAGCGUUUCAAACUGGUUUGUCAAAUCAAUACAUGGAACCAUCUUACAGUUCAAGAACAGUCCCCAAACCCAAGCCUCAGCCCCGCCCUCAGCCUGUCUCACCCCAAGUGUACAAUGCAUACAUCCCCAAACCGCAAACAGUUACGUCGCGUCAAACCGGUUCAAAUCCUCACGUGGGGCAACCUUAUAGUUCACGAGCCGUAUCGAACCGCCAAAUGUCUCCACCCCCUGCAAGAAGAGCCCCAACGGGACCUGUCGCUGAAAGUGGAUACGGAAGUCCGAAGGCAGCAUCCUUGUCCGAUGUGCCUAGUACCCUUUUAAGCCAACUUGCAUCUCUCAUGAAGAGUGGAAAACCGCCAAGCUGCCAUCCUAAAUUCCAAUCUCUCAACGUUGAUUGCAACAGAAACUGUGCGCCGAGUGGGAAUCACUGUCUCGCUAGGAAACCCUCCGAGUCUCUCAACACUGCCUGCAUGUUACUGUGCUCCGUCGCCAUGUGACACCUGCAGUGUACCAGUACAAUUAUAGUUGUGUGUUUAUGACAAUGAUGGAUCAAGUACGUCAGCAUUUGUCGUGUGAUGAAUGUUAACCACUGUUCGUAUAUGUGUAUGUGUAUAUUUCCGGAAAGUAUUUUAGCAGCAAGACUGAUGCAUUGAGCGUGAGCGUGUCAGAUCGACACACAAGACUGAUGUGUGGAAUGUGAGGAGCGUCUUGCGGGACAGAACAUAUGACAGACUCCGGUGUCAGAUCUACACACAAGACUGAUGUGUGGAAUAUGAGGUGCGUCUUGCAGAACAGAACAUAGGUCAGACUCCUGUGUCAGAUCUACACACAAGACUGAUGUGUGGAAUGUGAGGUGCGUCUUGCAGAACAGAACAUAGGUCAGACUCCUGUGCCAGAUCUACACACAAGACUGAUGUGUGGAAUGUGAUGAGCCUCUUGCAGAACAGAACAUAGGUCAGACUCCUGUGCCAGAUCUACACACAAGACUGAUGUGUGGAAUGUGAGGAGCGUCUUGCAGAACAGAACAUAUGUCAGACUCUUGUGCCAGAUCUACACACAAGACUGAUGUGUGGAAUGUGAGGAGCGUCUUGCAGAACAGAACAUAUGUCAGACUCUUGUGCCAGAUCUACACACAAUACUGAUGUGUGGAAUGUGAUGAGCCUCUUACAGAACAGAACAUAGGUCAGACUCUUGUGCCAGAUCUACACACAAGACUGAUGUGUGGAAUGUGAGGUGCGUCUUGCAGAACAGAACAUAGGUCAGACUCCUGUGUCAGAUCUACACACAAGACUGAUGUGUGGAAUGUGAGGUGCGUCUUGCAGAACAGAACAUAGGUCAAACUCCUGUGUCAGAUCUACACACAAGACUGAUGUGUGGAAUGUGAUGAGCCUCUUGCAGAACAGAACAUAUGUCAGACUCCCGUGCCAGAUCUACACACAAGACUGAUGUGUGGAAUGUGAGGUGCGUCUUGCAGAACAGAACAUAUGUCAGACUCCUGCGUCAGAUCUACACACAAGACUGAUGUGUGGAAUGUGAUGAGCCUCUUGCAGAACAGAACAUAUGUCAGACUCCCGUGCCAGAUCUACACACAAGACUGAUGUGUGGAAUGUGAGGUGCGUCUUGCAGAACAGAAUAUAGGUCAGACUCCUGUGCCAGAUCUACACACAAGACUGAUGUGUGGAAUGUGAUGAGCCUCUUGCAGAACAGAACAUUGGUCAGACUCCUGUGCCAGAUCUACACAAAAGACUGAUGUGUGGAAUGUGAGGUGCGUCUUGCAGAACAGAACAUAGGUCAGACUCCUGUGUCAGAUCUACACACAAGACUGAUGUGUGGAAUGUGAGGUGCGUCUUGCAGAACAGAACAUAGGUCAGACUCUUGUGUCAGAUCUACACACAAGACUGAUGUGUGGAAUGUGAUGAGCCUCUUGCAGAACAGAACAUAUGUCAGACUCCCGUGCCAGAUCUACACACAAGACUGAUGUGUGGAAUGUGAUGAGCCUCUUGCAGAACAGAACAUAGGUCAGACUCCUGUGCCAGAUCUACACACAAGACUGAUGUGUGGAAUGUGAGGUGCGUCUUGCAGAACAGAACAUAGGUCAGACUCCUGUGCCAGAUCUACACACAAGACUGAUGUGUGGAAUGUGAUGAGCCUCUUGCAGAACAGAACAUAGGUCAGACUCCUGUGCCAGAUCUACACACAAGACUGAUGUGUGGAAUGUGAGGUGCGUCUUGCAGAACAGAAUAUAGGUCAGACUCCUGUGCCAGAUCUACACACAAGACUGAUGUGUGGAAUGUGAUGAGCCUCUUGCAGAACAGAACAUAGGUCAGACUCCUGUGUCAGAUCUACACACAAGACUGAUGUGUGGAAUGUGAGGUGCGUCUUGCAGAACAGAACAUAUGUCAGACUCCUGUGUCAGAUCUACACACAAGACUGAUGUGUGGAAUGUGAUGAGCCUCUUGCAGAACAGAACAUAGGUCAGUCUCCUGUGCCAGAUCUACACACAAGACUGAUGUGUGGAAUGUGAGGUGCGUCUUGCAGAACAGAACAUAGGUCAAACUCCUGUGUCAGAUCUACACACAAGACUGAUGUGUGGAAUGUGAUGAGCCUCUUGCAGAACAGAACAUAUGUCAGACUCCUGUGCCAGAUCUACACACAAGACUGAUGUGUGGAAUGUGAGGUGCGUCUUGCAGAACAGAACAUAGGUCAGACUCCUGUGCCAGAUCUACACACAAGACUGAUGUGUGGAAUGUGAGGUGCGUCUUGCAGAACAGAACAUAGGUCAGACUCCUGUGUCAGAUCUACACACAAGACUGAUGUGUGGAAUGUGAUGAGCCUCUUGCAGAACAGAACAUAGGUCAGACUCCUGUGCCAGAUCUACACACAAGACUGAUGUGUGGAAUGUGAUGAGCCUCUUGCAGAACAGAACAUAGGUCAGACUCCUGCGUCAGAUCUACACACAAGACUGAUGUGUGGAAUGUGAGGUGCGUCUUGCAGAACAGAACAUAGGUCAGACUCCUGUGCCAGAUCUACACACAAGACUGAUGUGUGGAAUGUGUUGAGCCUCUUGCAGAACAGAACAUAUGUCAGACUCCUGUGCCAGAUCUACACACAAGACUGAUGUGUGGAAUGUGAGGUGCGUCUUGCAGAACAGAACAUAGGUCAGACUCCUGUGCCAGAUCUACACACAAGACUGAUGUGUGGAAUGUGAUGAGCCUCUUGCAGAACAGAACAUAGGUCAGACUCCUGUGCCAGAUCUACACACAAGACUGAAGUGUGGAAUGUGAUGAGCCUCUUGCAGAACAGAACAUAUGUCAGACUCUUGUGCCAGAUCUACACACAAGACUGAUGUGUGGAAUGUGAUGAGCCUCUUGCAGAACAGAACAUAUGUCAGACUCUUGUGCCAGAUCUACACACAAGACUGAUGUGUGGAAUGUGAGGUGCGUCUUGCAGAACAGAACAUAUGUCAGACUCUUGUUCCAGAUCUACACACAAUACUGAUGUGUGGAAUGUGAUGAGCCUCUUGCAGAACAGAACAUAGGUCAGACUCCUGCGUCAGAUCUACACACAAGACUGAUGUGUGGAAUGUGAGGUGCGUCUUGCAGAACAGAACAUAGGUCAGACUCCUGUGCCAGAUCUACACACAAGACUGAUGUGUGGAAUGUGAUGAGCCUCUUGCAGAACAGAACAUAGGUCAGACUCCUGUGCCAGAUCUACACACAAGACUGAUGUGUGGAAUGUGAGGUGCGUCUUGCAGAACAGAACAUAGGUCAGACUCCCGUGCCAGAUCUACACACAAGACUGAUGUGUGGAAUGUGAUGAGCCUCUUGCAGAACAGAACAUAGGUCAGACUCCUGUGCCAGAUCUACACACAAGACUGAUGUGUGGAAUGUGAUGAGCCUCUUGCAGAACAGAACAUAGGUCAGACUCCUGCGUCAGAUCUACACACAAGACUGAUGUGUGGAAUGUGAUGAGCCUCUUGCAGAACAGAACAUAUGUCAGACUCCUGUGCCAGAUCUACACACAAGACUGAUGUGUGGAAUGUGAGGUGCGUCUUGCAGAACAGAACAUAUGUCAGACUCCUGCGUCAGAUCUACACACAAGACUGAUGUGUGGAAUGUGAUGAGCCUCUUGCAGAACAGAACAUAUGUCAGACUCCCGUGUCAGAUCUACACACAAGACUGAUGUGUGGAAUCUGAGGUGCGUCUUGCAGAACAGAAUAUAGGUCAGACUCCUGUGUCAGAUCUACACACAAGACUGAUGUGUGGAAUGUGAUGAGCCUCUUGCAGAACAGAACAUUGGUCAGACUCCUGUGCCAGAUCUACACAAAAGACUGAUGUGUGGAAUGUGAGGUGCGUCUUGCAGAACAGAACAUAGGUCAGACUCCUGUGUCAGAUCUACACACAAGACUGAUGUGUGGAAUGUGAGGUGCGUCUUGCAGAACAGAACAUAGGUCAGACUCCUGUGUCAGAUCUACACACAAGACUGAUGUGUGGAAUGUGAUGAGCCUCUUGCAGAACAGAACAUAUGUCAGACUCUUGUGCCAGAUCUACACACAAGACUGAUGUGUGGAAUGUGAUGAGCCUCUUGCAGAACAGAACAUAGGUCAGACUCCUGUGCCAGAUCUACACACAAGACUGAUGUGUGGAAUGUGAGGUGCGUCUUGCAGAACAGAAUAUAGGUCAGACUCCUGUGCCAGAUCUACACACAAGACUGAUGUGUGGAAUGUGAUGAGCCUCUUGCAGAACAGAACAUAGGUCAGACUCCUGUGUCAGAUCUACACACAAGAGUGAUGUGUGGAAUGUGAGGUGCGUCUUGCAGAACAGAACAUAGGUCAGACUCCUGUGUCAGAUCUACACACAAGACUGAUGUGUGGAAUGUGAUGAGCCUCUUGCAGAACAGAACAUAGGUCAGACUCCUGUGCCAGAUCUACACACAAGACUGAUGUGUGGAAUGUGAGGUGCGUCUUGCAGAACAGAACAUAGGUCAAACUCCUGUGUCAGAUCUACACACAAGACUGAUGUGUGGAAUGUGAUGAGCCUCUUGCAGAACAGAACAUAGGUCAGACUCCUGUGCCAGAUCUACACACAAGACUGAUGUGUGGAAUGUGAGGUGCGUCUUGCAGAACAGAACAUAGGUCAGACUCCCGUGCCAGAUCUACACACAAGACUGAUGUGUGGAAUGUGAGGUGCGUCUUGCAGAACAGAACAUAGGUCAGACUCCUGUGUCAGAUCUACACACAAGACUGAUGUGUGGAAUGUGAUGAGCCUCUUGCAGAACAGAACAUAGGUCAGACUCCCGUGCCAGAUCUACACACAAGAGUGAUGUGUGGAAUGUGAGGUGCGUCUUGCAGAACAGAACAUAGGUCAGACUCCUGUGUCAGAUCUACACAAAAGACUGAUGUGUGGAAUGUGAUGAGCCUCUUGCAGAACAGAACAUAUGUCAGACUCUUGUGCCAGAUCUACACACAAGACUGAUGUGUGGAAUGUGAGGUGCGUCUUGCAGAACAGAACAUAUGUCAGACUCUUGUGCCAGAUCUACACACAAGACUGAUGUGUGGAAUGUGAGGUGCGUCUUGCAGAACAGAACAUAUGUCAGACUCUUGUGCCAGAUCUACACACAAUACUGAUGUGUGGAAUGUGAUGAGCCUCUUGCAGAACAAAACAUAUGUCAGACUCCUGCGUCAGAUCUACACACAAGAGUGAUGUGUGGAAUGUGAGGUGCGUCUUGCAGAACAGAACAUAGGUCAGACUCCUGUGCCAGAUCUACACACAAGACUGAUGUGUGGAAUGUGAUGAGCCUCUUGCAGAACAGAACAUAGGUCAGACUCCCGUGCCAGAUCUACACACAAGACUGAAGUGUGGAAUGUGAGGUGCGUCUUGCAGAACAGAACAUAGGUCAGACUCCUGUGCCAGAUCUACACACAAGACUGAUGUGUGGAAUGUGAUGAGCCUCUUGCAGAACAGAACAUAUGUCAGACUCUAGUGCCAGAUUUACACACAAGACUGAUGUGUGGAAUGUGAGGUGCGUCUUGCAGAACAGAACAUAUGUCAGACUCUUGUGCCAGAUCUACACACAAGACUGAUGUGUGGAAUGUGAGGUGCGUCUUGCAGAACAGAACAUAUGUCAGACUCUUGUGCCAGAUCUACACACAAGACUGAUGUGUGGAAUGUGAUGAGCCUCUUGCAGAACAGAACAUAGGUCAGACUCCCGUGCCAGAUCUACACACAAGACUGAUGUGUGGAAUGUGAUGAGCCUCUUGCAGAACAGAACAUAGGUCAGACUCCUGUGCCAGAUCUACACACAAGACUGAUGUGUGGAAUGUGAUGAGCCUCUUGCAGAACAGAACAUAGGUCAGACUCCUGCGUCAGAUCUACACACAAGACUGAUGUGUGGAAUGUGAUGAGCCUCUUGCAGAACAGAACAUAUGUCAGACUCCUGUGUCAGAUCUACACACAAGACUGAUGUGUGGAAUGUGAGGUGCGUCUUGCAGAACAGAACAUCGGAGGACAGCUGGCUGGAACAGAAUGGAUUUGUUCCAUGUCUGUUUCCUCUUUUUCAGUUUGUGCAUUCUACCAAUUACUAUUAAAGACAUUCAACGGGUUUUUCAUGUCCUUAAUAAGCCCAUUUAGUGGAGUAUGCUUCGACAUCGGCAUCCGUAAUGAUUUUAAAGCUGUGAUCCCAAUUGGCAGGAGGUUGCUCGGGAUAUUUUGGUCCAUAUUUGAAUAAAUGACGAUGGCUGUUUUUGUCAACAAUAUGUGAUUAUGGUUGGUAGUAGUAUGAGAAGUCUUGGCAGACACAAGUAGUGGAAUUUACAUCAUGAGCGGCCAAGUCCACGUUCCGCAACACUUUCCUUGAUUGAACAACCUGGAUGAAAUGGUUGGUGGUUCCUAAAAUGUUUUGGAAAACUGAUUUUGGUAUGAGAAUGUAACUUAAAUUUAAGGCAUCAAUUUAAUUAUCAAUUCCAAACCAUGUUGAGAUGUAUUUAACAACUAAUAAUUAUGUUGGCAAUCCUUGUUUCAUGUGACAAUUUAUGCGGCAUGUAGUCCAAACGUCUUCACUCGGACAACGCACUGCCAGGUGAUACAGUGGGGAAGUGACACUACAUUAAUCCACAAAUUGCUUUGUAUCUAACAGGAAUUAAAGUAGUCAUGGAAA
Messenger RNA from Haliotis rufescens (red abalone), 8239 nucleotides. RefSeq lists its product as uncharacterized. The record is from RefSeq and is a predicted model, not a curated record. NCBI's taxonomy places the organism in Eukaryota, Metazoa, Mollusca, Gastropoda, Lepetellida, Haliotidae. The transcript is spliced from 5 exons. The coding region runs from base 178 to 1581 and encodes 467 amino acids.